This is a messenger RNA of Alosa alosa (allis shad), 6640 nucleotides long. RefSeq names its product gamma-aminobutyric acid (GABA) B receptor, 1b (gene gabbr1b). Gene Ontology annotation, molecular function: G protein-coupled GABA receptor activity. Gene Ontology annotation, biological process: gamma-aminobutyric acid signaling pathway; G protein-coupled receptor signaling pathway. Gene Ontology annotation, cellular component: G protein-coupled receptor heterodimeric complex; membrane. The record is from RefSeq and is a predicted model, not a curated record. NCBI's taxonomy places the organism in Eukaryota, Metazoa, Chordata, Actinopteri, Clupeiformes, Clupeidae.
AUCUAGGAUAUGCGCGCACCAUCUGUCUCUCCGGCAGCCAAUCAGCACUCUUAAUUCCCACCAUUCUCUCGUCGCCGUCCUCGUGGAUUGUAUCGUAAGCGAGACCAGGCUACUGCAGAUGAGAGCGAGCGCGGGCGAGAGCGCUGUGGAAGAGUUAACGUUGCGUCUCGCCCCUGUGACGUCGUGAGUGAGUGAGGGACUGAUGGGAGAGCUAGAAGGAAGGGAAAGGGAGGUGUACCGUUUGUCGUUGUCGUCGUCCGUCUGUAGAUGCUGUGUAUUUUCUAAUCUUAUCAUUAUCUGACAACAUUUAUGUUGCAUUUUCCUAUGCUUCAGGAUUCAAAAAUAUAGCACAAGUGAACUGCACGAAUUAUUAGCAUAGCAUAAGCACAGUAUUAUCAAAGCACCGCUACCGAGAGUUGUUAUUUAUUUUUCGUUGCUAGUCGUAGCCAUUGGGAAACGGGAUUUUCAUGGGCGUUUGGAGUGUGUGAGUAUAAUCGUGAGCUGUUGGUAGAAUGUGUGUUUUAGGCUUUUUACUGACAGCGCGUGAACAUUUCCGAUGAAAUGCAACUUUUCGUUUCCUUUUUUUUUUCCCCUGUGAGCUCCAUGUUAUAAAUGUGAUGCCAGUGAUUUUCGAUCGAGCAAUACAUUGACCCAGGCACAACUGUAUUCUCAGCAUAUAAAAAUUGCACAACUUUGUCUGUUCGACUGUAAUCUUAUGACUGUUAUUGGCCUAUUGAGUCGCGGUUUCGAUUAUAGCCUACGUUUGGUUUCCAGAACAAUCUUUGAUAUUUAUAAAUAGGCACGCGACCAUUAUCACGCAAUAUUAAUAAUUUUAUUACACAUGAAGAUUGUCGGAACUCGACAUUAAUAAUCUCUGCAAGCAAUUUAAAGAAAGAUAUUUGUUGUGGUCGCACGCACGCGAGUACACAUUCACGUACACACAUACACCAGCCUCUCCACUGAAAAGGACCUCUACUGAGCGGCGUCCCGCGGAGAGCCCGAGCAGCGCGGUGGAGAGAUGGCCCUGUCAUUUCUUCUUUUCAUUCUCUCUGUGGCUGCCUCGCUCACUGCGGCAACUCACAAUACAACUGCAGGAUGCAACAUCAUCCGGCCCCCCAGAGAUGGAGGGAUCCGAUACAGAGGCCUGACACAAGAGCAGAUCCGGAGCGUUCAGGUAUUGCCAGUGGACUAUGAGAUUGAGUACAUCUGCAGGGGCAACCGUGUCAUCGUGGGACCAAAAGUCAGGAAGUGUCUGCCCAAUGGAACCUGGACUGAUCCCAACCAGAAAAGCCACUGCUUGCUGCCGUGUCCUCGGGUGUGGACGUCCCUGGAGAAUGGGCGUGUGAGCGUGUGGCCUGCUGGGCCCUCGGUGGAGGGGACGGUGCUGCAGUACACCUGCCUGCCCGGCUUCAUCCUCAUGGGGAGGAACUCCACACACUGCACCAAGGCCGGCAAAUGGGACUCCCCCAAACCCGUCUGCCACUAUGACAGAAAUUACACCGGCAAGAAGAAGCUGUACAUCGGAGCCCUGUUCCCCAUGAGCGGUGGAUGGCCUGGGGGCCAGGCCUGCCUGCCUUCCGCCCGGAUGGCCAUGGAUCUGGUGAACAACAGAACUGACAUCCUACCGGACUAUGAGUUGGAGAUGAUCCACUAUGACAGCAUGUGUGAUCCAGGUGAGGCCACUAAGCUGCUGUAUGACCUGCUCUACUCCGAGCCCAUAAAGAUCGUCCUCAUGCCCGGAUGCAGCUCCGUAUCUACCCUGGUCGCCGAGGCAGCACGCAUGUGGAACCUCAUAGUGUUGUCGUACGGCUCUAGCUCUCCAGCUCUGUCUAACCGCCAGCGCUUCCCCACCUUCUUCCGCACGCACCCGUCCGCCACGCUGCACAACCCCACCCGCGUGCAGCUCUUCCAGAAGUGGAAGUGGACCAAGAUCGCCACCAUCCAGCAGACCACCGAGGUCUUCACAUCGACUCUGGAUGAUCUGGAGCAGCGUGUGAAGGAAGCUGGGAUUGAGAUCAGCGUGAGGCAGAGUUUUCUCAGCGAUCCCGCCGUCGCUGUCAAGAACCUCAAGCGGCAGGACGCCCGCAUCAUAGUGGGACUCUUCUACGAGACAGAGGCCAGGAAGGUCUUCUGUGAGGUCUUUAAGGAGAAGCUGUAUGGGAAGAAGUAUGUCUGGUUUCUGAUUGGUUGGUACGCUGAUAACUGGUUCAAAAUUAAAGACCCAUCCAUCAACUGCACGGUGGAAAACAUGACAGAGGCUGAAGGUCACAUCACCACGGAGAUUGUCAUGCUAAACCCAGAGACUGUACGCGGAGCAUCCAACCUGGUGAGAGUUCCUGGUUCUGCCCAGCUGAUGUCACGGCUGGGGGGCAAGAACCCCGAGGAGACGGGCGGCUUCCAGGAGGCGCCGCUGGCCUACGACGCCGUCUGGGCCCUCGCUCUGGCCCUCAACAAGACCGUGGGGCCCCUCAAGGCCCGGGGGCGACGUCUGGAGGACUUCAACUACAACAACAAGGACAUCACGGCCGAGAUCUACCGCGCGCUCAACACCAGCUCCUUCGAGGGAGUCUCAGGUCAUGUGGUGUUCGAUGCCCAGGGAUCCAGGAUGGCUUGGACUCUCAUUGAACAGCUCCAAGGAGGAAGUUAUAAGAAGAUUGGAUAUUAUGAUAUGACCAAAGGCAAUCUCUCCUGGUAUGGAAAUGACAAGUGGAUCGGUGCUGGCCCGCCGGCGGACCAGACUCUGGUGAACUUUGAGUACCGCUACCUCUCCCAGAAGCUCUUCAUCUCCGUGUCGGUGUUUGCUGGCCUCGGCAUCCUGUUGGGCAUCGUCUGCCUCACGUUCAACAUCUACAACAGCAACGUCAGGUAUAUUCAGAACUCACAGCCCUACCUCAACAACAUGACGGCGGUGGGCUGCAUGAUGGCCCUGGCUGCAGUGUUUCCUCUCGGACUGGACGGCCUGCAUGUACACAGAGACCAGUUUCCUGUUGUCUGCCAGUUCCGCUUGUGGCUAUUGGGUCUGGGCUUCAGUCUGGCAUAUGGCAGCAUGUUCACUAAAAUCUGGUGGGUCCAUACAGUCUUCACCAAGAAGGAUGAGAAAAAGGACAAGAGGAAGCACCUGGACCCUUGGAAGCUGUACGCCACUGUGGGCAUUCUGUUGGUUAUCGACAUCACGUCCCUCAUGAUCUGGCAGAUUGUUGAUCCCCUGCACAUCACUGUGGAGAAGUUCACCCGUGAGGCUCCUAAAGGGGAUCUGGACGUCUUGAUUGAACCCCUGCUGGAGCACUGCAGCUCAGAGAAGAUGAACACCUGGCUAGGAGUGGUGUAUGGAUAUAAAGGGCUGCUGCUUCUCUUGGGCAUCUUCUUGGCCUAUGAGACCAAAUCUGUCUCCACAGAAAAGAUCAACGAUCACAGGGCUGUGGGAAUGGCUAUCUACAAUGUUUCUGUUUUGUGUAUGAUCACUGCUCCGGUCACCAUGAUCUUGUCGUCCAAGCAGGAUGCCUCCUUUGCUUUCGCUUCCCUGGCCAUCGUCUUCUCUGUCUACAUCACUCUAGUGGUGCUGUUUGUCCCAAAGAUGCGGAGGCUGAUUACUCGUGGCGAGUGGCAGUCGGACCAGCAGGAGACGAUGAAGACGGGCUCCUCCACUAACAACAAUGACGAGGAGAAGAGCCGACAGCUGGAGAGAGAGAACAAAGAGCUACAGAGGAUCAUCCAGGAGAAGGAGGAGAGGGUGUCCGACCUGCGGAACCAGCUGUCCGAGAGGCAGGCUCUCCGUUCUCGCCGGCGUCCCUCCUCGGGCAAUCAGAACCACAGCACGCCGCCCGUGUCUGCCCCACAGGGCGACCCCAAGGCCCUGCUGCCCCCUCCGGGCUAUCCGCUGCCCUCGUCCGACAACCACGCGCUGCCCCCGUCCUUCUCCAACUCCUCCAACCUCUACCAGCCCGACGGCAAGAUCAGCCGCAACCACUGCCACACCAGCCGCCUGCCCCUGCUCUACAAGUGAGAGGAUACCAGGGAGGAGCAGAGGAGAAGAGGAGGAGAAGAGGAGAUCAGAGAGGAGCAGAGGAGGAGAAGAGGAGAUCAGAGAGGAGCAGAGGAGAAGAGGAGGAGAAGAGGAGAUCAGAGAGGAGCAGAGGAGGAGAAGAGAUCAGAGAGGAGCAGAGGAGCAGAGGAGGAGAAGAGGAGACAUCAGGAGCAGAGGAGGAGAAGAGGAGACAGAGUACGGGGGAUUUAAAAGGGAGGACAAAUGUACAUUUCUCUCUCUCUCUCUCUCUCUUUCUCCCCCUCUUUCUCUCUUUCUCUUUCCCUCUCUUUGUGCAGCCUGUGAGGGGGUGGAUGUGCCAUUUUGGUUUUGAUGGGGUGGAGGUUUGUGUUUGUUGUUCUGUUAGCAGGAAAUCAAACCACAUUCACAGUGAGAUGACACAGAUCAGACCAGAGGGGGAGACUUAAGGUGGGGGUGAACAGUUGAGUCAUUACGAAAGGCUGAGUGAUUUUCCAUGAAACAAAAAAAAAUCCAUCUUAUGCACUCUACCUGAAAACUCAUAGGAGAACCUUUAUCUCCCCCUCCUCACCUCACCGAACCACGCUACACCACGCUACACCAAUGACCUCUCUGGAGGUCUGAGGGGCUUUCACAACAGAUGGUAAACAUGAUACAGAUGAAGAUGUAGAAUAUGCAUACCAUCUUCAGUAUACUGACUUGACUUAUCUGACAUAAAGUGCAGGAAAACCAAUGUUGACUAAUGCGUGUGUGUGUGUGUGUGUGUGUGUGUGUGUGUGUGUGUGUGUGUGUGUGUGUUUUGUGUUCAGAAAGGCAUAAGUUAACAAUCUGGAACGAUUUGAUGAGUGAUUCCAUGAAAUAUGGGCGAAACACAAAAACAUAUCUGAACCCUCACCUUAGGUGAACCCUUCCUUUUCCCCAACCUGUGUCACUCAUUGCUCAUCCACUGACAGAUCUGGAGGGCUGCAUGGUAGAGCCUGUCAGCAGCGCUCUUCUCCUGCUGUGCACCAGGCUCACCAGCUCCCUCUACUGGUACAGAGCCAAGCAGCCGGGCAAGCAUCGCUGAGGUCAUAUUUGAACACUAUGAAAGCGGCACGUUUGAAUGUGUCUGAAUGUGAAAUACAGUACUGUGCAAAAGUUCUAGGCACUUGUGAAAAACUGUAAUGUGAGGAUGCUUUAAAAAAUAAUUACAUAAAAAAAUGCAAAGUACAAUAUAACAAACUUAUUUUAAUAUUUGAAUAUUUGAGCAACCUCUCUGUUUUGAAAAACAUCAGUUGAGGUACACCUGUACAAGCUAUUUGGCAGGUAGGUUUUUCUCAAGCAUUUUGGAGAUAUUAUCACAGCUCAUUAGUGUAUUUAGUCUUGAUUCUAUCUCUAUAUAAUUCCAAAUUACACUAAUUUCUGCCGUUGAUAUUUUUCUUACUUUAAUGGCCUAUAAAUGUCUCAUUGGAAAACUCAAUUGGAUGUUUAAAAAAUAUAAAAUACACUAAUACAUUAAAAUACAAAAUACAUUGGCGCACUAGUGCUAUAAUAACGACAGAAAACAUCUGCUGAAGCAGGCAGUGCAGUACUGCCUGUCCAGUUCAAUUGAUUCUGCUGAUUUCAGUUUACCUUAUAGUUCUUGGAAAGGGUGUGUGAUGAGUUUGUAUUUCUAUCUGAAUCUCUCUCGCACUCACACCUACACAAAUACACAGACACACACACAUACACACCGGAAAGUGGUGCAGUGCAGUAGCAUUCCGUUGCAUAGCGAUCCCCUUUCUUAUGGCUUUUCCUGCCUCCGAUCGAAACUUUCUAAAUGAAAUCAUUGCACCGUAGUGUCACUUUCAAGUUCAAACCGCCGUGGCUUGCGUCUUCCAUGUCUGUGCAAGGAUGCGUAGAUGUCAGUGUUAUGUACUGAAUAUAGGACACAGCGCACAGCAAGACAUUUACCGCAAAAAAUGGCUUUAUUUCAUUUUACAUUAUUGUGAUACUGUGUGAAUCAACGUGUCAGAUACUGUUCAGGUGUCACGUAUAACAGCUUCACAGAUCCAGCAACUGAACUAGGCAGUGUUUGGUCACUGCUAAUUAGAAUGAGGUCAUAGUCUCGCCUGUGAUGGAUUUGAGGAACUGAAGGAAAUUGUAGGCUGAUAAGCAAAGUUUCAUAGGAAACACUGAAAGGAAACGAAAGUACUGCCCCCCCACACACACACACACACACACACACUGCAGGGAAAGAUAGACAGACUUUGCUCCUUCAUUUUGUCUCCUUUAUAUAAUAGAAAAACAUAUGACCACCAUUCUCAAGGAACAGUGGUUGAACAGUAAACUCACCUACAAUCAUUUUAAGGCAUUUUAAACUCUGUGAAUAUUGGCUCACACACUUGUCUCUGAUGAUCUUGUUCCGGUUCCUGUUUCUGUUUCUGUCUGAUGAUAGAUAUCAUUGAUGUUUAUAUGAAUAAUGACAUGCACAAUUGUAAAUUAUAUGUCUGUACAUGAUAUGUAUUCUUAAACACAGAAGUAUAAUUGUAUUCGCACAUGCUAUUAAAAAAAAGAUAUUUAUAUUGACUGCUUUAGAUGUUUAAUCUAGAGACGAUGUGAAAUGUGGUUAUUGUAGUUCUGAUUUGGUGAAUCAAUAAACAAGUUGUUUUUUACUGAGAA